UACAGGCGGCAAGUUGAGGUUUCUGAGAAACAUUUUGCCGGGCUUUUUCUUGAUGAAUGCAAUAAAGAGUGCAGGUAUAUAGAGUGCGUGCAAGGCAAAAUGGUUUGCUAUUAACUAACUACGAGAAAAGGCAUUAUAAAUUUGUAUAUUUAUCGUGUCAAUUGAUCUAUACUCGACACAAGGAUGCCGAAGGUAAAUACCUUGUUUAACUACUUCUCUUCACCAAAAGGUGUUACACCUCAAUCUAAAAUUACGACGAAAGAAGAGUCGUCACCAGCAUCAAAGACCUCCAAGGCCAAGUCUGAGACCCACAAAAGUGAACAAAAGAACAAAGGAAAAGAAAAUAUAAAACAGAAUAAAGAGAAAAAAAGACCUUUGGAUGAUGUUGAUGAGAAUGAUGUGGAUGAAGAGAAAGAACAUAUUAUAAGAAAACCAACGAAAAAGAGGAGAAUUAUUAUCCCGGAUGAUAACAGUGAUGACUCUGAAGAUGAAUAUAAACCUGAUGCUGAAGAGGAAGAUGAUACCUCACUUUCAGAAGCAGCUAGUGAAAGUGAACCACCUACUGAAACUGAUGAAGAUGAGAGCCCCAAGAAAAAACAAAAGUUGAAUAUUUGCAAAUUCAGAGGGAAAAGCAUUAGUGCCAAGAAAGGAAAUAUUAAUAAAUCAACUAUCAAAAAUUUGAAUUCCAAUAAGCAAAUCUCUGGAAAAGCAUCUGAUACACAGUCUUGGCCACAUUUGACAUACGAUUUUCUUCAGCCAGAUAAAAUUAAAGACAAUAAUAGACGUUCGGUUGAUCAUCCAGAUUAUGAUCCAAAAACGGUAUAUGUGCCACAGGAAUUUCUGAAUAACUUAACACCAGCUAUGCGUCAAUGGUGGAUUUUAAAAUCAGAUCAUUAUGAUGUUGUACUAUUCUUCAAAGUAGGAAAGUUUUAUGAAUUGUAUCACAUGGAUGCUGUUAUCGGUGUUAAUGAACUUAAUUUAUCUUACAUGCGGGGAGAAUUCGCGCAUUCUGGUUUCCCUGAAAUUGCUUAUGGUAGAUUCUCCGCCAGUUUGAUUGAAAGAGGUUAUAAAGUGGCUAGAAUCGAACAAACGGAGAAUCCAGAAAUGAUGGCUCAACGUGUUCAAAAAAUGUCAAAACCGUCGAAAUAUGAUAAGGUGGUCAAACGUGAAAUUUGUCAAAUCAGUACUAAGGGUACAAGAGUUUAUACCUCUCAAGAUGCAGAAGCCUCUGCACCAACAUCGACAUAUUUAUUAUCCAUUGUCGAAAAGCAUACAUCUGGUCAGAAUACAUCAACAUAUGGAGUCUGCUUUGUUGACACGACUAUAGGUGAUUUCAAUUUGGGACAAUUUCAAGAUGAUAAAUGUAGCUCUAGAUUACUAACGUUACUUGCCCAUUAUCCGCCGGCCCACAUAAUCUAUGAACGCGGAAAUUUGACACCAAAUACCAUAAAGAUACUCAACAGCUACUGUCAUGGAGUUAUGAAAGAUGCCUUGCAAAAAGAGACACAAUUCUGGUCUUCUAGCAAAGUUUUGAAGUAUUUACACGAGGGUGAAUAUUUUAAACAAGAUUCGAAAUUUUCCUGGCCAAAAGGAUUAGCGCCAUACUUGAAUAAAGGCGAUAGCCUUGGACUUACAUCUGACGAAGAAAAAGAGUUAUCUGUCACUGCUUUGGGUGGCUGUGUAUAUUUAUUAAAAGAAUAUCAAUUGGAUCAACAGUUGUUGGCACAGGGAAGGUUUAAAACUUACACGCCACCCGAUUUCACCGAAAAAUCAACUAGCAAAACUAAGUUUGCUUAUAACAUGGUUCUUGAUGCUAUAACAAUAUACAACUUAAGAGUCAUUGGCAAUGACCAUUCUCUCUUUGCAACUUUAGACCAUUGCUGCACAGCUUUUGGUAAAAGAUUGCUACGAGAAUGGGUAUGUCGACCCGCAUGUUGUAAAAACAUAAUUAAUGAAAGGCAAGAAGCUAUCUUAAUAUUACUCAAUAAUCCAGAUGUUUCUCAAGAAGUUAGUAAUAAACUUAGCAAUUUACCAGAUCUUGAACGCCUGCUGAGCAAAAUCCAUGCUCAAGGUAAUGCCGCUAAAUUACGUAAUCACCCAGAUGGACGCGCGAUAUUGUUUGAUAAAGAUGUUUAUUCAAAGAGAAUCAUUAGUGAUUUUAUAACUACGCUAAAUGGAAUCGAAGAGUUAUUGAAAAUUGUCGAGCUGUUUGCAGACUUUAAAAAUCCAUUAAUCAACAAAUGCACCAAGUUGGAACCUGAAGGUGAUUUUCCUGACUUGCAAGAGACACUCGAUCACUUCAAGAACGCCUUUGAUCAUGAGGAAGCGAAGAAAGAAGGUUUUAUUGUUCCGAAGCAUGGAGUCGACAAAGAUUACGAUGCUGUUUUGAUUGAAUUCGAAGAGAUUAAAAAAGAAUUGAACGCCUAUUUGGAUAAGCAAAGAAAGUACUUUGGAGUGAUGGUCAAGUAUGUAGGUACAGAUAAAAAAAGGUAUCAAAUUGAAAUACCUGAUACUCAAAUGAAGAAAGUGGGAAGGGGUUAUGAGCUGCAAGGGUCGAGAAAAGGCUUUAAGAGAUAUACAACAGCCGAAACAAAAGAAUUACUCGGAAGACAAAUUGAAGCUGAGGAACAGAAAGAUAGAGUUUUGAAAGAUAGCAACCGCAAAAUUUUCGAAAAAUUUAGCCAACAUUACGAGAAGUGGAGCAAUGCAGUUUACAACAUAGCAAUAAUUGACUGUCUGAUAUCUCUUGCGAAGUAUGCUCGCACUUGCGACACUUGUAUUCCACACAUCUACGAUGAUACCGAUAACGAAGGGAUUUUCAUUGAAAUCAAAGAAGGAAAGCAUCCUUGCAUUGUUUCGGAAAAUUUCAUUCCCAAUGAUUCCCUGGUUGCAACUGGUGGUGCAGCCCCAUUAAUUAUCUUGACUGGCCCCAAUAUGGGAGGCAAAUCGACAUUAAUGCGGCAAGUUGGGUUGAUCACAAUAAUGGCGCAAAUCGGAUGUCAUGUACCAGCGAGUGCUUGCCGGCUGACGCUGGUUGAUCGGAUUUUCACUCGACUAGGAGCAAGCGACGACAUCAUGGCAGGACAAAGUACAUUUUUGGUGGAGCUGAGUGAAACUGCAGCUAUUCUUCAGCAUGCGACCAAAUUCUCUCUAGUUCUUUUAGAUGAGUUGGGUCGCGGUACGUCGACUUACGAUGGAACAGCUAUCGCCGCAUCGGUGGUAGAAGCUCUUACGAAAAUAAAUUGCAGAACUCUCUUUUCAACUCAUUACCAUUCUCUCGUUGAAGAUUAUAAAACAAACAAUAAUGUUACUCUUGCUCAUAUGGCGUGUAUGGUUGAGAAUGAGAAUCAAGAUGAAGCUUGUGAAGAAAACGUUACAUUCUUAUAUAAACUUAGCGAAGGAGCCUGUCCAAAGUCUUAUGGUUUCAAUGCUGCCCGACUUGCCGGUAUUCCUGUUGACAUUACCAAGCGUGCCCGUGAUAUUGCGACCAAAUUAGAAGCUGAAGUAAACCUUCGACAUACCUUUACGGCUUUGUGCAAACUCGAAGAUGAUUCCUUUAAAGUUCUCCUUGAAAAAACUCGUACCCUUCUGUUGAUGAUUUAAUUAAUAAACUUACUGUUCAUUUCAUUUACUUUUCGUAUUUUUAUUAUUUUGAAUUUGUUAAAUUUUCGUUAACUUAAUGCCUCACUCCUCCUGCCAUAGAUAUACAAACCAAUAUAAAUUAAUAGGUGGACUUAACUCCAAAGUUCAACCACGUUUAAUGCUCGUAACCGGAAAAAAAUCUAAGUCAAUAAUUUUUACUGAUCUAAGUACCAAGUUAAUUUUAGAUUGUCCGGUUUAUUAGAUUCUUCAAAAAUAAAUGUUUAAAAACGUCGUUUCAAGAAGAAAUAUUUUUUUAGGUUUGAAUAUUUCUUUACGUAACUUAAUAAAUGUAAAAUGACAGUUCAAUAUUAUUUUUGAAACAUCUUUUUCAAAUAUUUAUUUUUAAAGACAUUAAUCAACCGAAUAGUCUAAAAUUAAUUCAUGACAUUUCGAUCGGUAAAAACCAUCGACCAAUAUUUUUCUUUUCGGGUUGCGAGUACUACGCACGGUUGAUUGACAUUGGUUUAUAUAUCUGUGGAAGGGCGGGAACCCAACCCUUGAGUUAUAACAUUUACUUACAUAGUAUCUUUUUGUAGUGUCAAAUUAAAUGUUACUUUUUUCGUUAAUGUGAUAAUUCGCCUCGUACAAAGCGUAAUACCUCCAUCGCUGAAUUGGCAACGCUCAUGAC
Messenger RNA from Phymastichus coffea, 4270 nucleotides. RefSeq names its product probable DNA mismatch repair protein Msh6 (gene Msh6). The transcript has 18 exons. Gene Ontology annotation, biological process: mismatch repair. NCBI's taxonomy places the organism in Eukaryota, Metazoa, Arthropoda, Insecta, Hymenoptera, Eulophidae. Gene Ontology annotation, molecular function: mismatched DNA binding; ATP binding; ATP-dependent DNA damage sensor activity. The coding region runs from base 184 to 3603 and encodes 1139 amino acids. Gene Ontology annotation, cellular component: MutSalpha complex; nucleus. The record is from RefSeq and is a predicted model, not a curated record.